Messenger RNA from Cheilinus undulatus (humphead wrasse), 1926 nucleotides. RefSeq names its product regulator of G-protein signaling 21-like. The record is from RefSeq and is a predicted model, not a curated record. NCBI's taxonomy places the organism in Eukaryota, Metazoa, Chordata, Actinopteri, Labriformes, Labridae. Bases 160 to 717 code for a protein of 185 amino acids. The transcript has 5 exons.
UCUUCAGUCUGGGGCAUGAGCUGCUGAUGUAUCACAGUAGUCCGUAGCAACAGGAAACCUCGGUAUAAAAAGCAGCGUCGCAGGGGGAACCCUCCUAAGAGUCUCACAGCCGCAGCAUGACCAGGACGGAGCGCCUGAGAGUUUGGACUUAACAAAACAAUGCCCAGCCUAAUCGUCGAACCACUCAACACACAGCAGUUCAUCAUGGACAGAGAUGACAGGAAGAGAAACAAGAACAUUGGAAAGAACUUUAUGUGCCGACUCCAAGGCAUGUUCUCACACUCAUCAAGCUCUGAGAGGCUAACUUUAGAAGACACCCAACAAUGGUCACAGUCACUGGAACGGCUUCUGGAGUCUAAAUAUGGACUGGCGACUUUUCGCAACUUCCUCAAAUCUGAAUACAGCGAUGAGAAUAUUGAGUUUUGGCUCACUUGUGAAGACUAUAAGAAGAUCAAGUCUUCGUUCAGGAUGUCCUCAAGAGCAAAGAAGAUUUAUGAGCAGUUCGUCAAGGCAGAAUCUCCCAAGGAGAUCAACAUCGACUAUCACACCCGAGAGCAGAUCAAACGAAGCGUCAAGUCUCCCACCCUGCACUGCUUUGACGAUGCUCAGAAGAUCGUUUAUGGGCUGAUGGAAAGAGACUCGUACCCGCGGUUCCUCCGCUCGGACAUUUAUAGAACUCUCCUGGAAAACCUUGCUGCUGAUGCUGCGAAGGGUUGAGGAACGCAGUCCCGGGGGGAAAGAGAGAGGACGGACUUAAAAACCAUAACUGGAAUGUCUGAGCUCCUUCAGGAGGAAAGACUGAACACAAAGAAGGAAGGAGGGCCGAGCCGCGUGCCCCACGGACACAAACAGAGGCCUCGCUUCUCGGACAGCGAUCCAGACUAUGGAGGAUCCCUAUACUGAGAAGGUCACAUGUGGGGAUCGUGGGACAAAAAGAAGAGAACAACACGGACCCUUAAGUGUAUGUUUGCACUGGAUACAUCUGUGGACGCAGGUCCUUUGAACAGUGACUAUGAAUGAACUAGUGGGGUGACUGACGCCCACGCAGUGGACCUCCUUUGACCUUCUUUGCAGAGGUGUUUCCUGUGCAGAUAAAGAUAGUGGAUGUACAAUGCAAAGGUCACACUUGAGUAGCUGUGAGUGUGUGUUUAAGAGAGUAGAUGUAGUUUUUAAGUGCUACUGACACAGAAUAAGCUGUCGCAACACAAGUGGGCCAAUUAUCUAAUGAAACAAAGCCAACAAAUCCAUAGUGGACACAGGACUCUAAAGUGAUGUGUCAUCGUUAGUAAAGAGGCUGAAGAAAGCUCUGCAAAAAGGAAUUCUGGGACAUUUUGAAAGGAGAUUUUUCUUGUUCUUUUUUAAUUGGAUGGGUGUGGGUUUGUAAAAACUGUGGAUUUAAGCUGCCUGAGAGUGAUUUUCAUGCCAGUGUUUGAUAUUUUAAUCACUUUUAACAAAGAGAAAAAGUAGUUUUUAUUUAAAGUAAAAGACAAAUGACUAUAUUUGUAACUGUGCACAUAUUUUUGUGAGGAAGUGGAACUAAACUCUGCACUACAGCAACUAGAAGUUCCCAUUUUUGAAUGGCGGUGACGUCUAAUUUAACGUCAUAGCACAGUGAAGACUGCUGGCCGUUGUCUUAAACUAAACCAAAUUCUUCCAGCACUUAAGUUGUGAUUUUAUGCAAUAAACUAUUUGAGUGCAAUGAUUUUAGAUGGUAGGAUGUGUCACAUUACAUGGUAGGAUGUUAAAACUCCUCAUAUACCCCCAGAAUAAGCCUGCUUCCUAAAGCACUGUGUUUGAAUGUAUUCUUAGAUAGUUAACUUAAACAGUGUAUUAUUUAUUGUUCAUUGUCACCAUUUGAGUACAAAGUUUGUUGCAGUGUUGAAGUGCUUGUUAGUGAUUUCAAAGACAUUAAAUUAUUUAAAUUGC